CUGUGGUCAGCAUAUGGUCCUAUUUUUAAUGACAUCAGAUUGCUGGUUGCAAAAAGGAUUUUUGCAAACUAAAAACAAUAGCUAUUUCGUCGCUCAAGGAUCCCAGACACCACCGUCGACGUGCCCACAGUAAUGGCCGAUCCCAAGUUCCAGAACCUGCCGGGAAUAGCUUAUGACCAGCCGGAUGUGUUCGAAACUCCGGACGACCCGGAGGUCGAUACAUCCGACUACUACGAGGAGGAGCCGGAGAACGAGGCCAUCGAGCGGCUGCACAUCUCGCCCAGCAUCGCCCAUAAACGCUUUAGCGGAGCAACUCUCGAGGGGAGUGUGGAUUUCACGGAUCGCAUCGGACGCAGGGUAUGUCGUGGGUACGAUGCGCGUGGCUCCGGCGACUAUGAGCUGGUGGGCCAGGGCGAGAAGGAAACGCCAGUGCAGAAGUGCCAGCGUCUGCAGAUUGAGAUGAACGAACUGCUGAACGAGGUGGCCGCCCUGCAGGUGGACCGCAAGGUCGCCGACGAGGAGAAGCAGUCGUACGACGCGGUGGCCACUGUCAUUAGCACGGCCCGAAAAGUACUGGAGUCGCUGAAGCUGGAACAAGUGCUGGGCAAGGAGCAGGCGCCAGGCAGCAAGCAAGUGAAGGCGCUCAUCAGUCAGGUGGAGGAGUUCAAGCAGUCGGGCGUACUCACGGCCAUACCAACGCCCGGCACCGAUCUGGCGGCCACGGCCCGCGUGGCCAGCUUGGAGCAGCGCCUGUCGCAACUGGAAAAGGUGGUGGGCGCCCAGCCGGACAAACUAAGUCGCCUAACUGCCGCAACCAACACCACCAAUGUGCUGGAGGCCGUGCGUCAUCUCAGCACCAAGGCGGCGCUGCUGCAGCCGGAUAAACUGGACACCAUAGAGCAGCGCUUGACAUCGCUGGCCGGCAAGAUGGACGCAAUCGCCGAAAAGUCCAGCGGCAGUGCCCAGGACGCGAAGCGGGAUCAAAAGAUCACGGAACUGUACGACAUCGCCAAGCGCACUGAGCCCGUGGUGGAAAUACUGCCGCAUGUCAUUGAACGUAUGCAAGCUCUCGAGGCACUCCAUAAAUAUGCGAACAAUUUCGCCAAAAUCAUCGCUGAGAUCGAACAAAAGCAGGGAACCAUCACCACCAGCCUGGUGAACAAUAAGGAACUGUUGCAUUCCGUGCAGGAGACGUUCGCCCAGAAUCUAGAGACCAUCAACACCAAGGUGGCCAAGGUGGAGCAGCGCGUUGCAGCUAUUUCAUCCGCUAAAUAAAUAAAAACAAUAAUAAUAAUUGCACUGCAAGCGUAUUACACAUAGCUAAUAUUUAUGAAAACUAUAAUAAAGCGAUCUACAUUCGAUUCUUUUUUAAAAGGUAA
Molecule: messenger RNA, 1379 nt
Organism: Drosophila subpulchrella
Lineage: Eukaryota; Metazoa; Arthropoda; Insecta; Diptera; Drosophilidae
Gene: DCTN2-p50
Product: dynactin subunit 2
Exons: 3
Coding region: 133-1275 (380 amino acids)
Biological process (GO): mitotic spindle organization
Cellular component (GO): dynactin complex; centrosome; cytoplasm
Source: RefSeq, a predicted model, not a curated record